Messenger RNA from Gastrolobium bilobum, 1391 nucleotides. Its product is annotated as hydroxymethylglutaryl-CoA lyase, mitochondrial-like. The transcript is spliced from 4 exons. Gene Ontology annotation, cellular component: mitochondrion. Gene Ontology annotation, molecular function: hydroxymethylglutaryl-CoA lyase activity. The record is from RefSeq and is a predicted model, not a curated record. The coding region runs from base 106 to 492 and encodes 128 amino acids. Lineage: Eukaryota; Viridiplantae; Streptophyta; Magnoliopsida; Fabales; Fabaceae. Gene Ontology annotation, biological process: ketone body biosynthetic process; L-leucine catabolic process.
UUCCUUUAUGAGGUAGAGAACCUUCUCUCCAUACAAUUUGGCUUGGAAGUUGAUUUUAAUUUUUUUGUACGGUUUAAGUGAUAGCUAGGCGAAGAGUGCACAAAGAUGGGAAAAGCUCCUUGUUGUUCUAAAGUUGGGUUGCACAGAGGUCCAUGGACUCCUCGAUUUUUUUUAAUUAAUUGUAGUGUUGAAGAGAGUCUUGCUCGUUAUCGAGCUGAUACUCGUGCUGCUAAAGAACUCUUAAUUCCUGUUCGAGGGUAUGUAUCAUGUGUUGUUGGAUGCCCAGUGGAAGGACCAAUUCCUCUCUCAAAGGUGGCAUAUGUUGCUAAAGAACUAUAUGAUAUGGGUUGCUUUGAAAUCUCCCUUGGUGACACAAUUGGAGUUGGAACUAGGGCUGUGCAUGGGUCAAGUCGGGUCAGGUUUUUGUCCGACUCGACCCAAUUUGGUUUUUAUAGGUAUGAGUCAAGUUUUGGGUCAGUGGGUCAAUAUUAAAACGAGUCAGGUCUAAAACUGACCCAAAUAAAAGUGGGUCAGUAUUUAAGCCAGUUCAAAAAAUAUGGGUAUUUAUGGGUCGAGUCAAGGUCGGAUCAAGGGCAGGGCAAGUGAACCAGUUUUUUUGCACACCCCUAGUUGGAACACCUGGUAAAGAGUUAGAUGAAUUUUAUUUUAUCUUUAAAAUUCAAGUUCUCCAUGCUUGAAUAAGUUACUCUCACUAUCAUUCUUUCUUUCUAUUCACUGCCACAUACCCUACUACUCAAUUUUCCACCUUCAUACUUGAUCACUGCAGAUAUUAUCCAACUACACCCCAUGACAAAUAAUCGAAAGAGAUGUAGAUAGCUCAAAGUUUGUGGGCGUUUUCCUUCCCAUGAUCCAUAAUUCCAACAACUCAACAACUUAUUGUUUUCAAAUUUAUGCAUACCUUUGCAGGUGAAUUAAUUAAAAUAGUGUCUAUUGUCCACUGCACAUGGGUUUAACAUGAAUUAGCUUUUGUAUGUUUAACAUGGGUCUGUUUGGUUUUAUAAGGCAAGUGAUAGAUACCGUGAAUAGAAAGUGUUUCCUGUAGAAUAAUUUGGAUGUUGCAGGUAAGGUGUCAAGGAAACUCUGCUGGUGGUCUAUGAAAAGACAAUAAGGGAGAGAAUUUGCAUACACAAGAAACCAGUUAUUAAAAGAGAGAGAUACAAAAUUUUCAUGUCAUAAAAUAGUGAUAGCGUUUGUUAUGCUUGGCCAGUAGUUCUGCAUUGACAUAUUAUAAAUGUUUCCCAUUAUAAUCUCUUGCAACUUUCCCCUCUGCCUUUUACUAAGGACUCAAAAGCAUUCUAUCAUCGGGGACAUUUAUAAGAUUGAUUACUGAUAUAUGUUUAAUUUAAAUUACGGUUAAUUUAUGUGGAACU